Molecule: messenger RNA, 435 nt
Organism: Cucurbita moschata (crookneck pumpkin)
Lineage: Eukaryota; Viridiplantae; Streptophyta; Magnoliopsida; Cucurbitales; Cucurbitaceae
Exons: 2
Coding region: 21-359 (112 amino acids)
Source: RefSeq, a predicted model, not a curated record
UCCCCUGUAACCCCCAAGCCAUGGAUUUGAAUCGCCCCCUCUGUUGCCUGUGUGGCGACGUCGGUUUUCCAGCCAAGCUCUUCCGCUGCGCCAAUUGCUCCAACCGCUUCCAGCACUCUUAUUGCAGUAACUUCUACUGCGGGGAAUCGGCCGACCCAAUAACUCGACUCUGCGAUUGGUGCCGAACCGAACACACAACGCGCCGCCCUAGCCCUGCAGCUGCGAACAAUGGGGCCACAUCCCAAAAGCCUCACAAAAUGACUGAUCAAAUUACUGAAACAAAAAGCUCUGCCACUGGAGUGCCCUCGCCUCGCCCUGCUCCACGCCGCUACAAGCUUCUCAAGGAUGUCAUGUGUUGAAUCCAUUAACUUGCUCUUAAAAUAAACUUGUAAACCUUAAAUAGUAAUUUCUAAUUUGAAAUCAUGUUUAUGGCAC